AGUAUGGAAAAAUUACACAUCAGAUUCGGACGCCAGUUCAUCCACCGUUCACCGUUUUACAUAAAGUAUGAUUUUUUAAUCACCGUGCUGCACUCACUGUUAUGCUUGGACCAGCUUGGUGUUGUUCCAUUCUAAGCGAAUCAACAGUCAUCUCGCUGUUUUGAUCUUCCCGCUUCCGCUUUCGGCUAACAGUUCUGAUUUCUACUCAGCAAGAACCCCAUAGCCUCCAAUAAUCAAUUAUAAAUUACAUUCACCUCCGUAUCUCAUAUAUUCUGGCAAUUCCGGAAAAUGCAUUUAGGAAGUGUGCUGAUGCGUCCCAUGGUGGAGACGGGAUACGCGCGACGCAUCGCCAAGCUGGUGCGCAUCAUCAACCUCAAGCCCGUUGAUGAACUGCACUUCCAGUUUGAUCCCUUCUUCGACGGUAAGGUGGAGUCGAUUCGGGAAGCGUUAAGACAGGUAUCAGCGGAGAAGAUCCAGCGCAGUAAUCCCCGCAUUGACAUCAAGACGACCAUCGUUGACGACCGCAGUCAACCCUUCAUGCGCGCCAAGUUCGCCGAUGGAGGCAUCUACAAAAUCAAAACCGCCAAUCUGACGGGCGUGCAGAUCCUCGAGCAGCUGGAUCGGCUCAUACUCCAACGGGAACCGCGGACAUGGGAGCAGACGAGGUUGCCGAGAAGCAGGGGUAAAUAAUGCUGCGCACAGUGUACAGCUUUGUUCGGUGCCUCUCGUUAAUACAGUUGUGAGCUGUCAACUUUGUGUCAUCUUUGUAAUCGAAUUUUGUUGACCUGCUGUUGUACGAGUUGCUUCUCAUCGCGAAAAACAAAGCUGGAUGGGCCUUUCCAGUUUGUGCAAGUUGUUUUCAGUUCGAAAAAGCCGGCGAGCUCGAAUUUUCAAAAUGUUUACCUUUUGAGGUAGUCAAGACUUCUCUCAAAUUGCAAGAAAUUAUCACUUUCUUGAAGUCUUUGUAAGCGAGUUUUGUUAAUCGCUACUUAUUGUAUGAGUUCCUUCUCACUGCGAAAACAAAAUUAGAUGGGCUUCGCUACGCCAGGCAAGGCAUAAGUACUUAUCCGUAGCAGAACAUU
Paramacrobiotus metropolitanus is the source of this 1082-nucleotide messenger RNA. RefSeq lists its product as uncharacterized. The transcript is spliced from 2 exons. Bases 289 to 690 code for a protein of 133 amino acids. The record is from RefSeq and is a predicted model, not a curated record. Lineage: Eukaryota; Metazoa; Tardigrada; Eutardigrada; Parachela; Macrobiotidae. Gene Ontology annotation, cellular component: mitochondrial large ribosomal subunit.